Symbiodinium sp. CCMP2456 is the source of this 947-nucleotide messenger RNA. NCBI's taxonomy places the organism in Eukaryota, Dinophyceae, Suessiales, Symbiodiniaceae. The record is from the annotation of a GenBank genome assembly.
GAGGAUUCUCCAAGAUCUCGCAGUCCGUUGCUACUUCCCUGGCUGUGGCCUGCCUUACGACCUUUCUCCAUCGCGGCAAGAGCACCCGAGUUUUCAAGAGGAUUCCGAGGCCGAACUUUGCCAGCACGCCGGAUGAAACCUACGAGACCUUCGUCGAGAAGGCGAAGCAUCUUGCCGCCAUGUCGAACGUCCAGACGCUGUAUGGUUCCAUCCUGGGUGCAGCCUUUGUGGCCGUUGCCAGUGCCAGCGCCCUGAGCUUCUCCGAGACGGUGGGCCCCGUCCUCAUGCUUGACAAGUUGUGCUUUGCCGUGGUUCUUCCCGUCCACCUUCUGCUUUGCCAACUAUGCGGAGGGCAGCUCACCACCAGCAACCUCUCCAUCCUCUCCAUUGGAGUCGCGCAGGGCCAGGUGCGCUUCAGGGAUGCGGUGCGAAACAUCGGCAUCGUGCUUGCCGGGAACGCCAUCGGAGUCCUUCUGAUCCUUGCUGCCGUCCGUUACUUGCAGGUCUUGGAUGCCUCAUCUCUCGCCGUGGCGGCCGUUAUGGCGAAGAGCAAGUGCGGCUACACGUUCGGCCAGACGGUCGUAAAGGCUUUCCUUUGCAACUGGAUGGUUUUCGUGGCAUAUUGGAUGGGGGUCAUGUCGAAGGACAUCAGAGGCAAGAUGACCGGAAUAUGGACGGGAGUUUUUAUGUACGCCGCGGUGGGCUUCGAGCACAUCGUGACGAACAUGUUCCUUCUCCCCGCGGCCGCUAUGGGUGGCACCCACUUCACAAUGCUCGAAAUGGCUCAGAAGAAUCUGAUCCCAGUCCUGUUGGGCAAUGUGGCAGCUUCCAUCGUGGUCGCCGGCGGAUCUUUCGGCGUUGCCUUCGGGCGUCUCUCAAAGCGGCUGCAAAUGAAGCCUCCCAGGAAGCUAAAAGUGUUUGUGGCCGGCGUCCGAGCAAGGAUGUGA